This is a messenger RNA of Dentiscutata erythropus, 255 nucleotides long. The record is from the annotation of a GenBank genome assembly. NCBI's taxonomy places the organism in Eukaryota, Fungi, Glomeromycota, Glomeromycetes, Diversisporales, Gigasporaceae.
AUGUGGCAAUCAUUCUUUGAAUCUUGCAUGUCGAUGACUCAGACUGAACAAAUUUCUACUGAAUAUAAAAAACAUACAUUAAAUUGUCAUCCUUACAAAGUUAAUGACAAAGAUGAAAAGGCAAAAAAGGAGUUUUAUCAAUUAUCAACAGCUUAUAAUAUCCUUACUGACGAAACCGAGCGUUCUCAAUAUGACAAGUGGCAUACAAGAUCAAUUAAGAUUCCUUAUAUAAGAUGUGGAAAGAAAUGGUUAUGA